This is a messenger RNA of Nerophis lumbriciformis (worm pipefish), 4529 nucleotides long. It is a transcript of the gene usp44, whose product is annotated as ubiquitin specific peptidase 44. Lineage: Eukaryota; Metazoa; Chordata; Actinopteri; Syngnathiformes; Syngnathidae. Gene Ontology annotation, biological process: protein deubiquitination. The record is from RefSeq and is a predicted model, not a curated record. Gene Ontology annotation, molecular function: zinc ion binding; cysteine-type deubiquitinase activity.
GUAAUAUUUUUGUUUUGAAAAGUCACUGUGACUGAUAGAAAAGUGAUGGUUUUAGCAACAUUUUAACUUGUCUGAAUGCUAAUAAUCAUUUUGCGUCGGGGGGCGAAGGAACCCCCCACCAGGACUUUGUCCUGGACCUACCGGGGCCUGUGGCCCCUGGACCUUGGCUACUAGGUUUUUCUGAUUUCAAAAGUUGGCAGGUAUGAAACAUGACUGCCCGGACUUGAUUUGUGAGUCGUAAAAUCGAUCAAUUAAAAAAAUAUAUGGCAGACUCACAGAUAAAUCUAUAACUUGUUAUUGUAGGGAUUACGAUGAACCUUUUACUCGCCAAACCUUUUUUGCAGAGGUUUGGCGAGUAAACCUCUGCAAAACUGUGUGGCAGGUGCUUGUCCAAUCGGAAAAUGUCAAUAUUCUAGAUCAGAAAAGUCAAAUUGUGGUAUGCCAAAGAUCCAUCCAUCUUCUUCCGCUUAUCCGAGGUCGGGUCGCGGGGGCAGCAGCCUAAGCGGGGAAGCCCAGACUUCCCUCUCCCCAGCCACUUUGUCCAGCUCCUCCCGGGGGAUCCCGAGGCGUUUGCAGGCCAGCCGGGAGAGAUAGUAUUCCCAACGUGUCCUGGGUCUUCCCCGUGGCCUCCUACCGGUCGGACGUGCCCUAAACACCUCCCAAGGGAGGCGUUCGGGUGGCAUCCUGACCAGAUGCCCGAACCACCUCAUCUGGCUCCUCUCCAUGUGGAGGAACAGCGGCUUUACUUUGAGCUUCUCACCUUAUCUCUAAGGUAGAGCCCUGCCACCUGGUGGAGAAACCUCCAUUCUGGCCACUUGUACCCGUGAUUCGGUCAUAACCCAAAGCUCAUGACCAUAGGUGAGGAUGGGAACGUAGAUCGACCGGUAAAUUGAGAGCUUUGCUUUCCGGCUCAGCUCCUUCUUCACCACAACGGAUCGAUGCAGCGUCCGCAUUACUGAAGACGCCGCACCGAUGUCGAUCUCACGAUCCACUCUUCCCUCACUCGUGAACAAGACUCCGAGGUACUUAUUUGAUUCAUUAUUUAAGUACAGUGUUUUAUUUGCGUCUAUUCAAAAACACUGUUACUGUUCAAACUGUGUUUAAUGUUUGUGGCCAAAAAUAUGAAAUAUUCUUGUUAAAUAAAACCUCUGCCUAGUUUUUAAUACGCUACUGUAUUUUAAUGUUGGUCAUUAUGGUGGUACUUGGAGAGCUAAGUGUUCUGUAAAAGUUUGAGAACCACUGAUCUAGAUAAAGUAGGACAUGUGUUCUGCAUCAUCAGUGGUGAUGAAAACAACGCGAACACAGUUGAACAAUCAAGCGUGAAAGUGACCGCUGUGGAGAUCCAACCAGCGGCAAAAAACACACAAGGACUCGCCUCUCUUGAGGAUCCUUCUUGAGUUUCUCUCCUUGGUUCUUUUUUCCGUGCAAUAAUCUCUGCAGGCUGCAGAGUGAAGGUGCCUGGCAACAUUCCAUGUGCUCGUGUUUAUCGGGCUUCUGGAAGUGUGCCACGGUCUUAAAAUAGGAGUCCUUAAUAGUGACGCUUGUUUGAAAGCCAAUAGGACGCCAUCGGUGACCAUGUGUAACGACCACGGAGCGUUUGUUUAAAGCAAAGUUGCGUUUAAUUGUGUGGACAGGAAGUUGUGUUGACUUGUGUGUUUGUGUAGACCUCAACAUGCCCCACGCACCAUGGUUGCCAUGGUGAUAUGAAGCCAACACGAUACGGCGACUUCUCCGCGCCCGGCCGCACCGAGGGUCAUUGAGUGACGGACACGCGCGCACACCGGCCGGCCAUCUUGGCGGGCAGGCCGGUGUGAUGGACCGGUGCAAGCACGUGGGGCGGCUGCGGCUCGCCCCGGACCACUCCAUCCUCAACCCGCAGAAGUGGCACUGUGUGGACUGCAACACCACCGAGUCCAUCUGGGCCUGCCUGGGUUGCGCCCACGUGGCGUGCGGGCGCUACAUCGAGGAGCACGCCUUGCAGCACUUCAAGCAGCAGCGCCACCCGCUCGCCAUGGAGGUGAACGAACUCUACGUCUUUUGCUACUUGUGCGACGACUACGUCCUCAACGACAACACCACGGGCGACCUCAAGCUGCUGCGUAGCACCCUCAGCGCCAUCCAGAGCCAGCGCUACGAGGUCACCACUCGCAGCGGGCGCAUCCUCCGCUCCACCAGCGCCGCGCCCGACGCCCCGAUGCCCUGCGGCGCUCAGGAGCUGCAGCUCAGGGAUGAAGACCGCAUGUUUACUGCCCUCUGGCACCGGCGCCGGGCCCUCAUGGGGCGUGUAUUCCGCUUCUGGUUUGGCUUGACUGACUGUGGGAAAACGAGGCAGGAGGAGGAGAGGCUGAGAGAGGAGGAGGAGGAGCAGAAAAGGGCAGCGAGGGAGAGGAGGCGGGCCCUUAAAAGGCAGCUACAGGAGGAGCUGGAGAACGCCCCUCAGAGGAAGAGUCGCCGCUUGCGUCGAAGGACUCAGAGAGUUCCCGAUGUUGCGGUGAAGAAGCUGCGGUCACUCCCCACGCCCAAAAAGACUAAAGCGUCCGCACCCUCGCCUCCCGCCCGCAGGCCAAGUCGUCGAACGCCCGCUACUCCCGCCCCCAAGAAAAGUGUGAAAAAGAUCCAGUCGUCAGCCAAGUCCAAGAAUUGCUCUUCUUCCAGCACCAGCUCUAAGCGCAAGUCUUUACCCGCAACCCCCCGCCGAAAGCAGAGCGGCAAACAGGGCGGCUCCCCCUUCAAACGGCGCCCCACGGUCACGCCCGGCGUGACGGGUCUGAGGAACCUGGGCAACACGUGUUACAUGAACUCCAUCCUGCAAGUGCUGAGCCACCUGCACGUCUUCAGGGAGUGUUUCCUGCGCCUGGACCUCACCCAGGCUCUGGAGCUGCUGGCCUCCGCUGUCCACGGCCAGUUGACGGGCAAGACCUCGCCCCUAGCCCACAGAAAGGGAUACCACACCAGCUCGGGGUCAGGGCUCAGCGGGGGGGCCUCGCGGGGCCGCAGCAUGGAGCUGAUCCAACCCAAAGAGCCCAGCUCCAAGUACAUUUCCCUCUGCCACGAGCUGCACACGCUGUUCCAGGUCAUGUGGUCCGGCAAGUGGGCGCUGGUGUCGCCCUUCGCCAUGCUGCACUCCGUGUGGCAGCUCAUCCCCGCCUUCCGGGGCUACGCCCAGCAGGACGCUCAGGAGUUUUUGUGCGAGCUCCUGGACAAGGUGCAGCAGGAGCUGGAGAGCACAGGCAAGCACACGCCCACCACUGACGUCCCCCACACGCAAAAACGGCUCAUCAAGCAGGUGCUCAGCGUGGUCAACACCAUCUUCCACGGACAGCUGCUCAGCCAGGUCACAUGUCUGGCCUGCGACCAUCGCUCCAACACGGUGGAGCCUUUCUGGGAUCUGUCCCUGGAGUUCCCCGAGCGCUACCAUAGCAACAGCCGGGAGUCGGCCGCACAGGCGUCCUGUCACCUGACAGAAAUGUUGGCCAAGUUCACUGAGACUGAAGCGCUGGAGGGAAACAUCUACGCCUGCGAUCAAUGCAACGCUGCACGUAGACGCUCGUCGUCCAAAGCGGUCCUCCUCACUGAAGCCCAAAAACGGCUGAUGGUCCACAAGCUGCCUCAGGUGCUGCGGCUGCACCUCAAACGCUUCAGGUGGUCUGGGCGGAACCACCGGGAGAAGAUCGGAGUCCACGUCACUUUCGACCAGCUUCUCGACAUGGAGCUGUACUCCUGCACAGAGCCCGCCCCGAAAGGCGUCAGCCCGCAGAGCCCCACGGCAGGCUCGCCAAACGCCAAGCACUUCCUGUACGAGCUCUCCGCCGUGGUAAUGCAUCAUGGGAAAGGCUUCGGAUCGGGUCACUACACGGCGUACUGCUACAACAGCGCCGGAGGCUUCUGGGUUCACUGCAACGACUCCAAGAUGAACGUGUGUUCUGUGGACGAGGUGUGCCGGGCCCAGGCCUACAUCCUCUUCUACACCCGCAGGGUUACUCAGGUCAAAGACCGGCCGCUGUGACUUGUGUAUUUUUAUGUGACAAAGUUGUAUUUUAAAGAGAUGUAGCAGGACGACCAGGUCCAGUCCUGCUCAGAGACUUUGUACGCAGGCCAGCAUUCACUUCCUGUCAGGACAAAAACCUCAACGCCUGCCUUUUGGAUUCAUGACGCUCGCAGGUGUAAGUGCCCUUUUCCACCCAGAUCAUCUAUUUUUAUACCGGACGAAUGUUUCUUACCACUCAAAGGCCGUUUUGGCGACUUUGAUACCACCUGUAGCUUUUUCUUCUCCCGCCACGCAGGUGAUGGUGUAUUGAAAUUAUGAAAUUAGACGCACGUCUGAGUAAAAUUUACCUCCAUACUGGAGGAUCUUGUACAAAAAUACUCGACCGGGUUUCCUUUUGAGGGGAAGUCAAAGCACAAUAAUCCAUCAGUUUCUACUCCAGAGAUGUAUCACCUUCUAUGCAAAUUGUUACCUCAUUUUUUUUUCGAGAACAUGACCUCAAUAAAUGAGAAUAUUUUUCCAUUUUUCUACAAAACCUGCUUUG